GGGUUGUCUGCUCGUAGUUGUCCAAUUUUUUUUGUCAACAUACAAGACAACUGUUAGUUGACAAAAAUGAUGAACUGCAUUUUUGUUUAACUCCAUUAUAUUAACAAUUAAAAUGGACCUAAAAAAUAAGAUAAAGUCAAUUCUAAAAAAGCAGGAUACAUUUGUAUCCCCCACGGAGGAAGUGAUAAACCAUGAUUCAUUCACCGGGGGACCAGUAGUUACCAAAUAUAAGCAAGUUAAGCCAAGUAACCCCCACGAAGAGCAAGAGAUAUUGGAUGGUAUUGAUAAAGUUUACUACAACACCGAGGGCAUUGACACCAGUCAUUAUGAAUUACGGAAACUACCAGAAGUCCUGGAUUUAGGUGACAUUGAUUUAGAUAGAAAGAGACUCAGAAAACAACUGCAAGUGGUUUCCAAAAAAGUGUCUGACUUGGUUCUUCAAAACCACCCUGCGUACGCCCGGGAACUCCAGCGGGUGAUGGACCUCCAGAAGACUUUACAAUAUGCCACUGUUAUCUGUGCCAACGGCAGGAGACAGUUGUCUUCUGCCAGGGAUACCUUUACUGCAGCUAGUCUGAACAUGUUGGCCAACUAUAGGAAGCGACAGCAGCUGGUUAGCAUAAUGAAGUCACUGAGAACCAUCAAAACAUUGCAAAGAACAGAUGUGAGACUAAGAGAACUAAUGGAGGAGGAAGAUUAUUGUGGGGCCAUUCAACUUUGUUUAGAGUGCCAAAAAGCUGCCAGCACCUACAAACACUUUACCUGUAUCAGUGAGUUGAACUCCAAACUCCAGGAUACACUGGUGAUGAUAGAGGAACAGAUUGAUGUGGCAUUGUCCAAGACCUGCAGCAAUUUUGAUGAGACUCACUAUGAGAAAGUACAGACAGCUUACAGGCUGCUUGGGAAAACUCAGACGGCUAUGGACCAACUCCACAUGCAUUUUACCAGUGCCAUACACAACACAGCAUUCCAGAUAGUACUAGGAUACGUAGAGCUGUGUUCUGGUACAGGACGAGAAAAUUUCCACAAGAGACAGUACACAGAUCUAUGUAAGAGUGUUACACAAGAAAGUUUUACACCCUGUCUGAUUGACCUGAGCAAAGCAUUAUGGGAGGUCAUGAGGAGCUAUCACAAGACAAUACGGUGGCAUGAGGAGCAUGAGGAGGAGUCUGAGGAGACAGAAGAUGGUAAAGCUCAAGCAGACUUUACAAAACACUACAUCAAACAGAAGCUGGAACACGGGCUCAGUCGGAUCUGGCAAGAUGUGCAGUCGAAAGUCAAGAUCUAUGUGCUAGGAACAGAUUUAUCCGGAUUCAAACUGGAGGAAUUUAUCCGCGUGCUAGAUCUAGUCAACAGAAUGAUAGAGAUUGGAGAGGAAUUCUGUAAGAGCAAAUCAGAAGGUCUUCAGGAUUCCCUAAAACAACAGAGUCUGAACUACUUCAAAAACCACCACAGGUACCGCAUGGAGGAGCUGCGUAUGUUUCUGGAGAACGAGGGUUGGGAACUGUGUCCUGUCAAGCUAUCCUUCUCCUACGUACAGCUCUUGGGGAAAACACAGCUGAUAAACCAGGAAUUCCGAUUUAUGAAGUCAUGGAUGAAAUCCCCUAACUCAACACUGAACUUGAGCACCACCGAAGAUACCUCAGGUGGUAGCACUGUGAUGGAACCUUCUAAGCGGCGCUACUUUGUGCAGAGUGCCACAAAAAAUCCAUUCGAUGAAAAGCCUGAUGAAGAUGAAAAUGAAGAUUUCUUUGCGGGAUCAUUGGAUGACGAAGAUAACGGUAACCUUUCAGACAGUGAUUCCGAUGUACCCGACGAAUUGAAACAAGAUUAUAUCGACGAAGUGACGGGAGAAGGAAGGUCAAACAGUAGGCAAAUAAAGAGACGAAUUUCAAAGAGUAAAAAUGAGAAGUUUAUUCCCAUUGUCACAAAUACCACCUUGAAUGUAAUGAGGGUCAUAGGUAAAUACAUGCAGAUGAUGACAGUGCUGAAGCCCAUUGCAUUUGAUGUCAUACUGUGUAUGUCCCAGCUCUUUGACUACUAUUUCUACACUGUGUAUUCCUUUUUCGGUGCUGAUACGACGACUAAAAAUGAGCGCUCGAUCAACAACCGACUCAACAUAGCACUGCAGAGAAUCCAUAACAAUCUGAUCGCCGAAUCUCCCGUACCUGGGGCCCCACCCGUAGACCAGUCCGAAAACCUGGAGAAAAUGCCUCAAGCCUACUUGUCACCGAUUGUUGAUCUCCACAGAAGGGACCAGCUAUUUGGAUUAGCAGAGCGUGUUGUUGCCGUGGAAUCUCUGAUAUUCCUAGCCAAGCAGCUAGAACUGCUCCAGCCACAUUUAGAAGCCAUGAUUCCCACCAAUAAAAAAGCUUUCUUACAACAAUUCUUUUCUCAGACGGUAAAUAUGGCGGAAGAAGUGAGGAAACCUGUGUACUGGAGCGUGUCUGCUCAGGCGGUGAACUAUGACCAGGUUCAAGGUCAAAUGGCUUCUGUGCGAUGGGACAUCAAGGACAUCAUGUCCCAGCACAACCCUUAUGUGGACAGCAUACUCAGGAGUUUUGAGUCAGUGGCCCACCAGUUGGUGGAGAUCAACAGGAGAGUGCCCAUCCCCCGGGUCGUCUACCACACCCUGUGGGAGCACUGUGUCAGGCUGGCCAACAGGACGUUUGUGGAGGGGUUUUCAAAUGCCAAAAAGUGCAGCAACGAGGGCAGGGCAUUAAUGCAGCUUGACUAUCAGCAGUUUCUAAUGAAAUUAGACUCUAUCAUGGAUCUCAAGCCUAUUCCAGAGAAGGAAUUUGUAGAGGGUUAUAUAAAGGCCUAUUAUCUCCCAGAAAGUCAGCUAGAUUCCUGGCUUCAAGAUCACAAGGAAUAUUCAAACAAACAGUUACUGGCUUUGAUAAACUCGGUUGACCAUAUUAACAAGAAAUCAAGACAGAGGCUCAUAAAUAUUGUGGAGGAAAUGGACCGGAGCCGGCGAUAAUGAGGUGUCGAGGCCUAUCAAUCAUGAUGUGGAUAAUUAUGCAUGUGCGAGAGGUGCAUGACGUGUAAUUGUAUACAUUAAACACGUACUGGAUACAAGAAAUCUAACUUAACCAAAUUGUUACAGUAAAGAGAAGGAGUGAAAAAGGAGUAAAGUGAAUUGUUGAAAUUUCAUCUACAAAAUAGGUGAAUAAGAAAUGUAGAAGAUAAAUUAUGUAUAUACAUAAUGAUAUCUGUGUUAUAUGUACAUGGCCAAAGCAACAUUCCGAGAUCAGAUAUUCAAUAUAAUGCACAUUAAAUGUAUAUUUUUAUUAGAAUGGUAUCACGAAAUCAAGACUGUAAGGCAUUUUGAUUGCCUGUAGAUACUUGAAUUCAGAUGCUUGUUUAUGCAAGUGUUCAUUAAUCUGUGAUACUCAUUUGUUAUGUGUGUGACACGUGAAACAUAGUGCAAUAAGUGUUAUUUAAGUUGUAUAUGUACAAUUUUUACCAGUACGUAAACAUAAUAAAUCACAAAGUAUAGAACCAAAUGUUGUUGAGCAGUUUUUGUUCAUGUGCAAGUGAUACAUGUACCAUUUUACAUAGUACACCCAGUUCUGUUGCCAUUUGCAUACCUUUGCCAGUCAAAAACAUUUGGUUCAUCCCAUUCUUCAAAAACCUUAUUUAGGCUUGCAAUUAUGCUUAUUUGGAGAAAUACAUGUACGUAUAUAUAAACACACCUUGACUGAAGAAGAUAUCAUUUGCAACUGAUGAGACAUAUAAAUUUCUUGCAUGAAAUAAAUAGAGUUUUAAAUAAAUCACUUGCUGUUAGCAACAAAUCAGAAUAUAUAUUUUGGAUACAAUGUUUGAAGAGCAGAAAUUUUCAACUAAGUCUAGGUUUAUAAAUAACCGAAAAUAGUACAAUAAUUUAAAAAUAUAAAUCAAGGUCUGGGUAUGAAUAUUCAUGCCUUCUAAAUGGAUGUACAAUACAUACUUUUUUAUAGCAAAUUUUUUCUCCAACUGAAGACAAACAUGCAAAACAUAUACCAGUGUGUUUUCAUCAUGACGUCAAAGGAAAGUCGAUGUGAAAGAUAAAAGCAUGAAGCAUUUAUUCACUUUCAGAGGCUACACAACCAUAACAUACAUCAUUUUGACUCAUUUAGUAAAUGAAUAUUAUAUCAACAAGAUUCCGGAAAACAACUUUUGCCAUUUAUCAUAUCAUAUAGCAAGGUUGCUCAUCUCCCAAUGAAGACAACAGAAGGAUAUAGUAAAAUAAAUUUACAUUAAAUAAGGGGUUUUACUGUAACUGUGUAUUACUGUAUUAUAUAAAUAUUUUAACCAAUUUUCAAGAGAACUGACAUGUAAUUACAUGUAUCAAAUUCCUAAAAUAUAUAAAUUUCCCUGUAUACAGUAUAUAGAUAUUAUAAAUUUCUCGAAUGUUCUGAAAUGUGACCAUGCUGUUUUGUCUAUAAAUCUAUACACGUUUAAGCUUGCUUAAUUUGAUAAUCUUAGGAAAUUAACUAAUUCUUUACUUUCACAUCAUUUAAUUACAUUUUUAAUGCUGUCAUUACAUUAAAAUACUUCUAACAGAAAUAUUCAAACAGAUCAACUUUAUGUCAAAAUCAUAAAUACCUGUAGAUUAUUUCAAUUUAUUUGAUUACGAUCUAACAAGUUUAGUUAAUUUUUAUCUUAGCUUUUACAUGAAGUAGAUAUAACAGUCAAAUAUAAUAUUGCAGAUCAUUAUAGAAAAAAUGUCUUGGACAAAAAAAACAUUAUGUACCGGGUACAUUGAGCUAAAUUCUAAAAAUCCUCUAGAAAAUUCUUUUUUCCUUCACAACAAUACACAUACACUGUAUGGUUGAAUUGCAUGGUAUUUAUUCUCUUAAUCAAUAUUAUUCUCAUUUGAGAAGUGGACAGGCAUAGCCUACAUGGAUGAAGGCUAUGCCUGUCCACUUCUCAAAAGAGAAUAAAUCAAUAUAUAAAAAAGUAUUUAUGUAAAAAGAUUAUAAUUUUAACCCUAAAAAUAUUAAUUAACAAAAAAAAACCACUAAUAUUUUAACAGUUUGUACAAAUGUAAAAUAAGCAUUAUUUGCAUGGUGCAUUUUUACUUCAAUUAGUUAUCAUCAAUGAAAACUUCAUAACUAUAUGUUCUCAAUUUACAAGAUAUUCAAGUCACAGCAUUCUAUCCUGAAAAUCGUUGUACUUUUCACUUGCCAAAUCGUAAACUCUAAAACACUCUAUAAUAAUAACAAUACCUUCAUAGAAAAAUACCUAUUUCAAUGCAAUAAUAUACAUGUGUAGGGAACAAAAAAAAAACAAACAACAACAAAAUACAUGUAUAUAAACAACAACAUAAAGUAGACAUUUCCAGUACCAUACAGUCAAGUACAUUCCUUAUAAUCUCAGUUUUCUCCGACUUCUUUUUACAUUGACAACUGAACAACAAAAUGACAACUGUUCCAAAACUACAGACUCUAAUACUGCAUGGUUGCUUGUCUUAGAAUAAAUCUUGCUAGUUAGCUUGAUUUUGUCAUAGUUUAUGCAUGCAUGAUUUUGAAUCUGCAUGAGAAAAUCAACAAUUAAAAAAAAAAAAAAAAAGAAGGAAAAAAAAUAUUUGCAUGUAUUACACAAAUACUGUACAUUAUGAAACAGCAUAACAGCAUAAGAAUAUGCAUCUGUUAAUUUUAUAUCAACAACAAGAAAGUUUGCUUGAUUGUAAAAUACUUACAAAUUAGUUGAGAAAUAUACAGAAUAUCAAAUGAUGAUCACAUAUGGUAUCAACAUUUUUUAUAUUUUUUAAAUUUUAGUAAUUUUUAAUAAUGAUGAUUAUAAGUAUUUACAUGCGAGGUUAGAAAAGCAUUGCACUCAGAAAGAAAUUCAACCCAAGAUUAUCUAUUCUACCGGGAAAUGGAAAAUAAAAAGCAAGAUGCAAUUGCAAGAAUAAAAAUUAAAAUUGAUGGAUAACCUGGCAACAUAUUUACUUCCUGCAAAAAAAUAAUAAUUAACUGUGGACAAGAAAAUCUCCAGAUCUAAAUCCUUUUUCUUUUAGGUUUUCCUCAUACAAAAAACAGAAAUGCCAGUAUUUUACUAUAUAUAACAAAAUUAAUGUUCUUGGGGGGGGGGGGGGGGGGGUGAAAAAAAGGUUUAUUUGCCUGGAUUUUUCUGCAUUCUUUAUAUAAUGUUGUUAAAGGGGUGUUCUUAAAUAAAGAUAAAAGAUACUUUAACUUGCUUGUGAAAAAGUGCCAACUGGUAUAUCUCAAAAAUAUUUUGAGAAAAAUAACAACAAAGAUACAUGAGACAUUAGGACUUUAAAUAAAAACAAGAAAAAAAAUAAUAACUGAAACCUGUACAUGUAGGCCUUCAAUACAACAGCCCUAGCUAGAGGAUGUAAGCAUCUGAGCCUCAUACACAUAGAAUACAUGUACUACACAUCCGACCCAUCCAUAUGUACCUUUAUAUUUAAGUGAUGCUCUCUCAAACCCACAAACAACAUAUCGUAACAAAAUACCUAACUACAUGUAGUGUAUCACAGCUCAUGUUCAAUGAAGUCGAACUCCAUAAAAACGUACACAGUUUCUGAUAUGCUGGAUUCAUAGCAAGAGAAGUUCUUUCAUAUAAAUAUUCUGUUUAGUCGGAAUACCACGCUGAUUUGUGAGAAGGGAAGUUAAUUGUCAUGCAUAUACACAGGUAAGGUCAUUCAAAACUUCAGAUUUUCCAAUGGUACAGUCUCUCCCUGCACUAACAAGGUCUUGCUUGGAUUUUUUUUUUUUUUUUUACAAACAAUUGACAUUUUUAAAACAAUUUCGUAUUUGUUUUGGCACACAUGUGGAGCACAGUUAAGGCUGUGCUGACAUUCAAAAAAAACAAAUAAAUGUGCAAGAAGGAGGAAGAAUCUGAAUUUCAUUGCUGUAUGUUGGAUUAUUCUCUUGUUUAAAGCUGUAGUAGGUUAGUAACAUUCAUCUUGGAUAUAAAGGUAAGGUAAAACGCUUUUUAGCAGUUUGAUGUGUGGGACUGACAUAAGUUGGAUCAUUGCAUUGGUGAAUGCUAGUCUCAAAGAGAAAACAAUAAA
This is a messenger RNA of Magallana angulata, 7027 nucleotides long. RefSeq names its product syndetin-like. The transcript is spliced from 28 exons. Lineage: Eukaryota; Metazoa; Mollusca; Bivalvia; Ostreida; Ostreidae. The coding region runs from base 113 to 2983 and encodes 956 amino acids. The record is from RefSeq and is a predicted model, not a curated record. Gene Ontology annotation, biological process: retrograde transport, endosome to Golgi; endocytic recycling. Gene Ontology annotation, cellular component: EARP complex. Gene Ontology annotation, molecular function: SNARE binding.